UGUUGUUGUUGUUUAUUCACGUUAAACUCGUGUCAGUUGCUAAUCCCAAAAUCUAGCAAAGACUCGGUCCGUGGUCACAAAAAUGCUAGUAGAGCCAUCAGAAGAUCUAAAGAACACACACACUAUUAGCAAGGAAAGGGUACGCAAGCCCGAGGAGGUACACCUGCAAUCCCUGCAGCACGUUUGCGUGCUCACAACUGAACUACACGCCCACACACUACCGGUGGCCCCGGUGGUCUAGUGGGUAGCCUCGCAGCCUGCCAGGGGCUAGGUCAUGGGUUCGAGUCCCGGCAGAGAGAGUUUUUUUCUCAUUGAUAAAAUCCUGGUCUAGGAUGAAAGCGACCCGCUGCAAAGCUCGUUUGUUAGUAAACCAUAAUCGACUUCGUAAGUCGCGAGGGAAGGGAUUGCUGUACCCUUCUCGCGAUAAAAAUACCUCAGGCAUGAACCGCAGGAGGGGGCCCAACCCCCCCCUCCUAUGUGACCCCGGUUGGGUCGUCUAGUUAGUAGAAGUGGAGGAUAGGGGCCAGAGGGGCAGACGACAGAGUCCAAUAAUGAUGGGAUAAAAACAAAAACAAAAAAAUAAACUUCCCGGUCGCCCCAGUGGUCUAGUGGGUAACUUCGCACCUUUCCACGGGCCAGAUCAUGGGUUCGAGUCCCGGCAGAGAGAGUUUUUUUCUCACUAAAUAAAUCCUGGUCUAGGAUGAAAGCGACGCGCUGCAAAGCUCGUUUGUUAGUAAACCAUAAUCGACUUCGUAAGUCGCGAGGGAAGGGAUUGCUGUACCCUUCUCGCGAUAAAAAUACCUCAGGUACACACUUAAGGCACCCGGGUUAUCCGCGCCAUCUCUGCCGCGUCUCUCUCCAAAACCAAUGACGUCAUUACACACACCCAACAACACCUGUGUUCAGGAAAAAAAACGGAAAAGUUAUUGACAAUACAAGAGAUGUGUUUGUCCGUGCGCCACGGUUCGAUGCCGUCCGCCUGCUCCGGUUCCGCUGCUCCGGUUCCGCUGCUCCGGUGCCGCUGUGGCCAGUCCUAGCACGACCAAACUCGACCUGCUCCGCUUCGUACACGCUCUCGUUGCUGUCCUUUCCAGUCGGUUCCU
Molecule: messenger RNA, 1103 nt
Organism: Ectocarpus sp. CCAP 1310/34
Lineage: Eukaryota; Phaeophyceae; Ectocarpales; Ectocarpaceae
Source: the annotation of a GenBank genome assembly